GAUUAUACUAUUUUUAUUUUGGUCAAAAAUCUUGGAGCAAAUCUACAGCCUUCUAAAGACUACUUCCGCUUUUGUCUCUUUACAUUAAUCAUUAUGCGCGAUGUUUACAAUGGAUAAAUGUUGACAUCUAAAAAGGCCUACUUGUUAAGUAGUAAACACGCUGGAAAAUAAUGUGUUUAGUUACAUCCAAAAGUGCGUUUUCUGAAGAUUUCAAUUAUAUCUUUACUUUUGUGGCCCAAAUUUGUGAAGCGAAUCUACCGCCAUGUAAAUCGACUGUGAAGGAAAAGAACAGCAGUCAAAACGAGGAUGAGGUUCGCGAAGAAGCUGAAGAGACGGAGAGUAGAUUUCCCGACGAAGAAACUCGUCCUAAGCAACCUUUGCGCAUGAGACGUCGUGGCGGUGUUAGUGCUAGCGUUAUUUCUGAAGCAGAAGCGACUUCUUAUGUUAAAAAGGUCGUCCCGAAGGACUAUAAAACCAUGGCUGCCCUGUCAAACGCGAUUGCAAAGAACAUCCUUUUUUCGCAUUUAGAUGAAACUGAAAGAAGUGAUAUCUUUGAUGCCAUGUUUUUAGUUAAGCAUAACAUUAGUGAGAUUGUUAUCCAGCAGGGUGAAGAGGGUGAUAACUUCUACAUUAUUGAUAGUGGUGAAGUUGAGGUGUAUGUUAAUGAGCAGCUAGUGUCAGUAAUUGGUGAAGGGGGUGCAUUUGGUGAGCUUGCAUUGAUUUAUGGUACUCCAAGAGCUGCAACAAUCAAGGCCAAAACUGAUCUCAAGUUGUGGGCCAUAGAUCGGGUUAGCUAUCGUCGUAUUAUUAUGCUGAGCCAGAUUAGAAAGCGAGAGCUGUACCAAAGUUUCUUGGAGAAAGUGUCAAUUCUUGAGUCUUUGGACAAGUGGGAAAGAUUAACUGUGGCAGAUGCCUUGGAACCAGUCUCAUUUGAUGAUGGUGAAUAUGUUGUGGUACAAGGCGAGCAGGGAGAAGAUUUUUUUAUUAUUGUUGAGGGAAAUGCUGUCGUGUUACAAAGACGUAGUGCAAACGAACCUUUUGUUGAAGUUGGUAGACUUGGACCAUCAGACUAUUUUGGUGAGAUUGCUUUACUCUUGAAUAGACGUCGUGCGGCUACUGUUCAAGCCCAAGGAUCUUUAAAAUGCGUGAAACUUGAUCGUCAGAGAUUUGAACGACUGCUGGGCCCGUGUGUCGAUAUUUUAAAACGAAACAUUGAACAGUACAACAGUUUUGUUUCGUUGGUCGUGUAAAAUUUAUUGCAAUUUCUUGAAUUCAAGAGUAAUCCAUCAAUUGUACAUCGGCCUACCAAGCUCAUAUACUGGUUUCCGAAGUACCCUGACCUAGGUACUUGUUGUACAUCUAGAAGGCGCAUAAUGACUUGUAUAUUACACUCAGCGUUAAGAAAUUGUUUAAAGUGAGUUCAGGCUCGUUUCCAGUCAGGCUUGAUGAUUUACCCUGAACCCUAUUUGAUGCACGGAAUUAUAUUUACAGAGGUCAGUACUAUCCGCCAAAACAGCUGCUAUGAUCGAUAAGCAUUCCUUGUUGUAAUGAGGCAUUCCAUUGUGUGGCACGUUUUAAUCUUGACCAUUUUACUUUAGAUUUGAACUUUUUGGUUGGUCAAUACAAUCACAUAAAUUUGCUUAAUUACAUAACAGAUUAUAUCAGAAAAUCUAAAAUUGCUAGAAUGAUUGUACACGAGUUUUACUAUUAGCAAGUGGAUUAUGUUUGACAUAUAUUGAGAAAUUAAAUAAUUCUACCAGGAAA
Molecule: messenger RNA, 1764 nt
Organism: Xenia sp. Carnegie-2017
Lineage: Eukaryota; Metazoa; Cnidaria; Anthozoa; Malacalcyonacea; Xeniidae
Product: cAMP-dependent protein kinase type I-beta regulatory subunit-like
Exons: 9
Coding region: 171-1250 (359 amino acids)
Biological process (GO): regulation of protein phosphorylation
Cellular component (GO): cAMP-dependent protein kinase complex
Molecular function (GO): cAMP-dependent protein kinase regulator activity
Source: RefSeq, a predicted model, not a curated record